Messenger RNA from Cololabis saira (Pacific saury), 2739 nucleotides. RefSeq names its product bradykinin receptor B1 (gene bdkrb1). NCBI's taxonomy places the organism in Eukaryota, Metazoa, Chordata, Actinopteri, Beloniformes, Belonidae. Gene Ontology annotation, molecular function: bradykinin receptor activity. Gene Ontology annotation, cellular component: membrane. The transcript has 2 exons. The record is from RefSeq and is a predicted model, not a curated record. Gene Ontology annotation, biological process: G protein-coupled receptor signaling pathway; immune response; neutrophil chemotaxis. Bases 62 to 1177 code for a protein of 371 amino acids.
UCAGAAGGGUGAUUAACAGAACCAAGCUCUGCUCUACGUCCCAUUUAAUACCAGCCACAGGAUGAACGAUUUCACUGAACAUGCGCUCAUGGAGCCAGAGAAGCAAGUAACUAAACUACUGUGGUCCGAGAACAGCAGCUUGUCCCCAGGGCUCAACACCUCUACAGAAUGGGAACUUGUGUUUACCAUUGUGCCCCCCUACAUCUUCACCAUAUGUGUGCUUGGACUAAUCUUUAACAGUUUUGUCCUGGUUGUGUUUGUAGCCUACAAGGAUAAAAUGACUGUAGCAGAUAUCUACCUGGGCAACCUGGCACUGGCUGACUUUAUUCUUCUCUGUGGCCUCCCGUUCUGGGCAAUGAACAUCCGCAACAGGUUUAACUGGCAGUACGGAGAUGUCCUGUGCACUAUGGUCAACGCCAUCAUUGUCAUCAAUUUCUACACCAGCAUCUACACCCUGGUGAUGAUUAGCAUUGACCGCUACUUAGUCCUUGUGAAGACAAUGAAGGUCAAGGUGUUCAGACGGACACUUCACGCCAAGGUGAUCUGCCUCAUUCUUUGGCUCUUCGGGCUCCUGUUGGGCAUGCCAACCAUAGCUCACAGAAAGGUGAAGUUUAUAGAGGAGCACAAAACAACAUCCUGCAUCCUGGAUUAUGCUCAUGACAGUCCUUGGAAGCUCGCCAAUCAUAUUCUGAUGAAUGUCGUGGGUUUCGUUCUCCCGGUUCUGGUCAUUGUUUUCUGCAGUUGGAAUAUAAUCAAGGCUUUGGCUCAGAGGGUGGAGAGCUUUCAUUAUGUUCAUUAUGACAGAAAGGCCACAAUACUGAUGUAUGCCGUCACACUGCUGUUUUUACUCUCUUGGGGUCCCUUCCAGAUAUUUACCUUCCUUGACCUACUCUGUGAUUAUAAAGUCCUGGAAGAGAAUAAGUGGUUUCACACUCUUGACAUAGGCAGACAGGUUUCAGUGUAUUUAGCAUUUCUCAACAGCACCCUCAAUCCUCUGCUCUAUGUCUUCUCCGGACAGUACUUUAGGAGGAAAGUUAGCGCCAUCUACAGAAGUGCUUCACAUCAACGCAGAGGGUCAGACAUGUCAACAUAUCAGCGCUCUUUAGUGUCUACUUACAUCAACAGGACGGAGCAAAUUAAGCCUGUGGUCAUUUUUACUGCACAAGAUCAAAUAUGAAUUUGAUGACAUCAUUCCCUCUUCCUUCGCUGCUUAUGGUUACAAUAUACAGGAUAUGACCCUCAAACUGUUAUUUCAUGAGACUUAACACAAUCAUAAUGCUGUUACACAGUUAAGCAGCACCAUGAGAGGAAGUUUUAAGUGUGCAGUUUGUCGAAAUAAUGGACGCAAAUAGAGAUAAUGAAAAUUGCAUACAAGAAAAUGGAUCUCAUCAAAUCUCAUUGCGUCUUACAAGCUCCAGAAUGCCACAUGUGACUUGCACUGUGGACAUGUUGUAUUUAAUCUGUUAAACAGUGUAAUUCUUACUAGCUUGGGGAACAAGACAAUGUUUACCGCUAUGUGACAUCCCCUUCUCUUUUAACAAAGGUUUUAUGUAUCUGGUAAUCAAGCACACCUGUUGUUGGAGUUCUGGGACAAAAACAUAGUUCUUUUUUUGCCUGAUCUAGCAGUCCUGUAUCUUUUUUGUAUUUUUCGUUGUAUGAUGUGCCAAAUGUUUUGAGUUGCUGAGAGGUCCUAGUGCUCUCUGCUAAACCCCUCUCCGUUCAUCACACGGACUGGCCCCCCUUGUCCUGACUGUUGAAGCAUCCACCUCAUGUGGCCAGGGCGGGGACUAGCCUGCAUACCAAGAGGGUCAAGACAUACACAGUUCCAUUGCAUAAUAACAGUGAAGCUGAUUCUGAUGUGGAUAAGACUGCAAUCCUGCUCUAUACAAGCAUCAGCCAUGCACCCUGACAGUUCAGUUCUUUUGGAAGACUGUGGGAAGUACAACAUUUCCUGAACAACCUGGGACACAGCAUUUUCAGUAUCAAACUGAUAUUUUCCUUCCAAGUUGCCUUGUAGAGGUCAAGAGUGCUACAUAGUUGGGGGUCUGAUGCUUCUGACCCCAGCAGAAAGAAGACUGAUGUUUGUUAUGUUUGAAAUCCAAACACACUUCUUGUAACUGUUUUGUAACACAUUGCAAGUUUUGGGAGGAAUGGAUCAUUAUUCAGCUGAAUGUUUAUAGUGGGAAAUAUAAAUAUUAGGGAAGUGACAACAGGAGUUUUAGGCUUACCAAACUGUCUUUAUUUAACUAUGACAAGGCAAACCUGGUGUUACAUUCAAUGGGACCUUUAACAUUUUAUAUUCUUUAUGUGUUGGGGGUUUGUGUGAUCGGUAUUGUAACAACAUUUGCAAGUCAGUACAUUCUGUUUUACAUUCAUAUUUUACACAAGAGUACAAGGUUUUUGAAGUUGGGAUUGUGCAAUAUGCCGAAAUAUAUUUAUCUCCUAGUGUUUAAAAUCAAGGGUAAGGUUUGUAUCUUCAUUGUAUAACAUGCAGUAGUCAUUGAAAUCUCUGUUGGUUUAUUAUGUACCGUGAUCUGUCAUUUUCUGAUGCUUGUAUCUUAAGUGAAUAACUAUUUUUAUUUUUAAAAAUCUACUUCAGCAAGGUUCUGUUAUGACUUGAUGUAAUGUCAUUUGUGACUGCAAUCAAUCCAUUUGAUUAGCUCGAUACUCCUUUGACUUCCUUGAAAGAUUAUUGUCAAGUGUACUCCUCAUGGAGCAUUUUGAGACGACUGGGCAUCU